AUGUAUGUUAUACUUGAUGUACAAGAAUUUGAAAUACCCGAAUUUUUUCGUUUAGAAGGAGAAACGUCGAAGAAGAUGGGAGAAAGAUUUGAAUUGUUUUGUAUCGAAUUGUUGAGAAGAUAUUUUGAAAGAUUAGGAUACAUGCUGGCUCCAGCUAAAUAUGACUAUGAAACAUGUACUCAAUUAAAUUGUCAAUUUAGAGGAAAUAAUGAUGGAGGAGUGGACAUAAUAGUAGAAUUAUGUGGAUAUAAAAUUGCAAUACAAUGCAAAGCCUACUUUUGCCAAAAUAUAGAUAGAAAACUUUUAGAUGAAUUCAAGACAGUCGUACGUGAAGGUGAUUUUGAUUUCGGUGUUUUCGUUGGGGUUUUAGAUAGAAGAAUUUCAUUGGGAGCGUAUGUAUCAGCUGGAAAAUCAGAACAUGAUAUUAUCGUCGCAACUUAUAAAAAUAUGUGCGAAAAUAUCAAGAACUUAAUCGCUGGUCGAUUAAGUCAAAAAUUUUGCGCCUUAGAAGAUAGACGUAGAUUCUUAGAAAAUAGACGUAGAUUAUUAGAAGAUAGUUGUAAAAAAUUUAAGUUUGCUAAACUGGAGCAGAAUGAUAAAAAUACUGCCACUGAAAAUGCUGGAGUUGUGAAAUUAGAACAGAAACAAUUACAAAACGAUUCUUCUAAUAUCAUCGAUACUAGCCCUAAAUUAUUAGAAGAUGAUACGGGAGAAAAUAAUCAAUCUUCGGUCAUUACCCCUUGUAAAAUGAAUUCUGAUGAACUUAAUAAUGCUCCAAAUUCUGAUGUAUCUUUUGAAGAUAAUUCAUCAGAGCAAUCCAAUUUAUCAUGUGAAAUAAAAACCGUUACCAGUGGUAACGAUCAGAACUUGGAAUUGGCAUCCGAUACAAAAACUGUUAAUAUUGAUAAUAAUGCAGAAUUAUAUUCUUCUGAUUCAUCUGACGAAGUAUCGGGACUUGAUAGGAAUCAAAUUACUGAACAGACUUUAAAGCGAGAUUUUACUAAAUCUACUGUCAUAGUAAAAUCUAAUGAGAUAGAUAAUGAACUCUCUUUGGAGAAAACAACUGGGGAUUCUACGCAACGCUUGGCUUAUUGGUUUGAAAAAGCCAUCAAAUCCGAUUAUGAGAAUUCAAAAACCGUUACCAAUGGUAACGAUCGAAUUCAUGUGGCUGAAAUUUCAACCGAGGGAUUUGGAAAGAGAUAUAUGUUUCUAUCAUGGUGGAAUAGAAAGAAAAGAAGACCCUAG
This is a messenger RNA of Dentiscutata heterogama, 1245 nucleotides long. The record is from the annotation of a GenBank genome assembly. Lineage: Eukaryota; Fungi; Glomeromycota; Glomeromycetes; Diversisporales; Gigasporaceae.